Molecule: messenger RNA, 1508 nt
Organism: Drosophila montana
Lineage: Eukaryota; Metazoa; Arthropoda; Insecta; Diptera; Drosophilidae
Product: histidine-rich glycoprotein
Exons: 2
Coding region: 138-1361 (407 amino acids)
Source: RefSeq, a predicted model, not a curated record
CAUAUCACUACAUACUAGUCCCGUCCAGAGAUCCGCUGCCCCAUCACAAACUUUCCAUAUAAUGCGCCGGCAAUCCAGCAACUCCAACAGUUCGCUGGAAAUUUCAUUUCAGCUCAGUCAUCAGCUUCCGCCAGACAAUGAGACAAUUCCUGAUUUUUGUGGCCCUGUGCGCCGUGUGCACUGCGGCUCCAGCUCCGGCUGAUAUUAAAGAAGCCGAACUGGCUCGUCCCAGCCCUAUUAAUCCGGCUGUUUUAAGUGAUCCAAAGCCUGCCGAGAGGGUUGUGGUGCUGGGUGAGCCCGAGGUCAAGCAUCGUCAGAAGCGUGAUGAAGCUGCUCCAGCCAAGCCGCAUUCUACCCAGGCUCACGAUCUCCUGCAGCACAAUCCUCACAGUGACCAGUCAGAGAAACCAUCUGGACACGAGGACAUUCAGCACGAAUCCACAAAACCGAAGCGCGAGUCGCAAUCAAAGCCAGCUGGACAUGAGGCUGAGCAGCAUGAUUCUCAUGCCCACGGUCAUGAUUCUCCAAUAAGCGAUUUGACACACGCUGCUACACAACACGAAACCAAGAAGUUGAAGCGCGAUUCACCAGCAAGGCCAGCUGCACAUGAGGCUGAGGAGCACGAUGCUCAUGCCCACAAUCAUGAUGCCGCACCAGCCGGAGUUUUGGGACACGAGCGCGUACAGCACGAAUCCACAAAACCGAAGCGCGAGUCACCACCAAAGCCAGCUGGACAUGAGCACGAUGCUCACCAUGAUGCCGCACCAACCGGCGUUUUGGGACACGACCGCGUACAGCACGAAUCUGGAAAACCGAAGCGCGAGUCACCCCCAAAGCCAGCUGGACAUGAGCACGAUGCUCACCAUGAUGCCGCACCAACCGGCGUUUUGGGACACGAGCGCAUACAGCACGGAUCUGAAAAACCGAAGCGCGAGUCACCCCCAAAGCCAGCUGGACAUGAGCACGAUGCUCACCAUGAUGCCGCACCAACUGGCAUUUUGGGACACGAGCGCAUACAGCACGGAUCUGAAAAACCGAAGCGCGAGUCUCCACCAAAGCCAGCUGGACAUGAGGCUGAGCACCACGAUGCUCAUGCCCACACUCAUGAUGGCCCAGCCAAACCCCAGAUCCUUCCUAUAUCCGCUGGACCGCAUGAUGGCCAUUCGCGUCAUCAGCGCGACAUUCCUGUGCCCACAGAAAUUAAGACCACAUCCGCCCCAAUCGAGCAAAAGGAAAGGCCCCAAGUUGAGGAUUUGAAUGACCAUGUGCCGGCUGCUAUCAGCAGCACCCCUCACAGUCCACUGCGUCAUCAUCCAGUGCCUGUUUCGGAGCUUUUCAACAAGCCCAAGACAACCGUCUAGGUCUAAAGAGGGCAAGGAGAGCAAGGAAGCCAAGGCCCAAGUCACGACCUCAACUUUCCUGUUAAUUGCUUCAGCAUGUUAUGAGGAAGAAAACAAACCGAAGUCAAAAAAUAAAUAAAAAUUUACAAUACGAACACACUCACAAAA